AUGCCGUCAGGCUCCAUCAGCCGGACCGGCGCAUGCCAGCGCUGCCACCGCCGAAAGGUCAAAUGCGACCGCACACGGCCGUCCUGCACGUCAUGCGCGAGGGUCGGCGUCCAGUGCACGUACGCUGCGAGGGAGCACCAGAUACAGCUUCGCCGGCAGGACGUCGAGAGACUCGGGCAGCACAUACGGGACUUGCAGGCCGAGAACGACAGUCUGGCCGGGAGACUGGCCGAUGUCCAACAAGAGCAACGAAGUCCGCAGCAAUCACAACAAACACAGCAAUCACAGCAACCACAGCAACCACAGCAAGCCGGCGCUGACGACGACAACAACAGACUGGCCACCCCGAAUACGACGUCAAGCCUGGGUCUACAGUCCGACGACACCCAGGCACCGGCCGAGAGCGGGGAGAUCGCCAGCCAGGUCAUCCAUCUUUCACUCAACGCCGGCGGAGGUCGGGACUUUGUCGGUUCCACGAGCGGUCUGUUCCUCGCCAACUUGCUGCAAACCCAUAGCCAGCCUGUCGGGCUCUCUCACGACGCUGUUGGCAAUUUUUAUUCCGGCUCCGCGUCUCGGCAUCGACCCCGGUCGGGAAACCCAGCACCCGCUGUGCUCUCGGGCCUGCCGGUGAGAAGCCUCACGACAGAGAUUCUGGACGCAUAUUGCAGUCACGACCGGCUCUGCUAUCCAUUCCUGUCUCCCAAAGCACUGGAUCGGGCCCUGGACGCCGUCUAUGACGCAAGGAACCCGAAUCUGCCGGACCCUGUGGAUGGCUUCCUGAUCGACAUGGCCCUUGCCAUAGGCACGGCGCAGGUAUACAAGCUGAACUGGAACGGCAUCUGGGACGCCGAGGUCCACUACACCCGCGCCAUGACGCGUCUCGGCGACGUACUCUCGCGGGGAGGCAUCACUGCGCUGCAGGCCUUGCUCCUCAUUUGCCAGUACCGGAUGGGCACCACUUCACAUGACACGAGUACCAGUGUCUGGCACCUCAUCGGCGUGGCCGCGAGGACGUGUUUCGAGCUCGGUCUGCACAAGGCAUCAACGUACGCCCCUCGUCCGUCCCGUGACGGCAGCGAGGGAGAUGCUGCCUCGUCCGCGUGGCGGGAGGACGUGGAGACCAAGCGGCGAUGUUUUUGGAGCGUGGUGUCCAUGGAUCGCAUUGCCAGCCUCAUCCUCGGACGGCCUUUGGCCAUCCAGCUGGAGGACAUCGAUGUCGAGCUCCCCCAUUUCGAUAAGCCUGCUUCGGUCCCGCUUCACCGAUCCCUAUCGACUGCGCCCUUGGGCUCUCCAGAGUGGCAUCUCGGGACCUCCGUAUUCGUCCACAUCGUACGGUACAGGCUGAUUUGUGGCAAGGUUCUGAACCUCUUGCACCGGAGCACUAGCGCAAACCGCGAAUCUACCUGUUCUUACGAGGACAACAGGACCGCGUUGGUUGAGGAGCUCCGGUCCUGGCGUGCAGAAACUAUAGACCUUCCGCUGAUCCCGGCCGAUGCACCAUCGCUCGCAUCUCCGGCGAGUAGGUCUAGCUUUCGCUCGGCCGAGUGGAGGCUAUCAACCUCUACGCCAACUUGCACCGCUCGCGAAAGAUCAACUACUCCUGGGUGA
Molecule: messenger RNA, 1608 nt
Organism: Colletotrichum higginsianum IMI 349063
Lineage: Eukaryota; Fungi; Ascomycota; Sordariomycetes; Glomerellales; Glomerellaceae
Product: Fungal specific transcription factor
Exons: 2
Coding region: 1-1608 (535 amino acids)
Biological process (GO): positive regulation of transcription by RNA polymerase II; DNA-templated transcription
Molecular function (GO): sequence-specific DNA binding; DNA-binding transcription factor activity, RNA polymerase II-specific; zinc ion binding
Source: RefSeq, a predicted model, not a curated record